AUGAGGGUGCAUGGUGGGCUACACGCGCUUGGCGAAGGCUGCCGAAUUAACCAAGAUGUGGUCAUUACCGACCCUGCCUAUGUUUCAAUUGGGAAUAAUGUAACCCUUUCUAACUGUCACCUGAUUGGUCAUGAUGGCGUGGUAGGUGUCCUUAACACAGCUUACAAUAUGAAGCUAGAUUCCGUAGGUAAAAUUGUAAUUAAAAACCAUGUGUUUAUUGGAUAUGGGGCGAUUAUUUUGCCCAAUGUCACCAUUGGCAAUCAUGUAGUCGUUGCAGCAGGUGCAGUCGUCAAUAAAGAUGUACCAGACGGUGUAAUUGUGGGUGGCGUGCCCGCAAAGAUUAUUGGUAAAACUGAUGAGCUAGCCAAAAAACUUCAAGUAGAAACAGCUAUGUUACCUUGGGCUGAGAUUAUUAAUCUGCGAAAUGGAAGUACAGAAGCUGAAAAUGUAGAUUACCGCGUACGCCUGAUUGAUGCUGCAUAUAUAGUUUUUCAACGCUAUCCACUAUUUGGUUCUGUCAAGUUUUAUGAUGAACUAGCCCAGCUUGGUAAAGUGGAUGCUGAAAAUGUUGACUAUCGUGUUCGGCUACUUGAUGCUGCAUACACGGUAUUUAAUCGCUAUCCUUUUUUUGGCUCGGUUAAAUAUCGUGACGAGUUGGCAGACUUGGGCAUGGUGCAAGGCGAAGGUAACAUCCCCAAAGGCAAACGCCAGUAUCAAGCCACAUUAACUCUUGCGGAUAAUAUCAGUAUUGCCCCAACG
Messenger RNA from Darwinula stevensoni, 759 nucleotides. The record is from the annotation of a GenBank genome assembly. NCBI's taxonomy places the organism in Eukaryota, Metazoa, Arthropoda, Ostracoda, Podocopida, Darwinulidae.